This is a messenger RNA of Fomitopsis serialis, 729 nucleotides long. RefSeq lists its product as uncharacterized. NCBI's taxonomy places the organism in Eukaryota, Fungi, Basidiomycota, Agaricomycetes, Polyporales, Fomitopsidaceae. The record is from RefSeq and is a predicted model, not a curated record. The transcript is spliced from 4 exons. The coding region runs from base 121 to 486 and encodes 121 amino acids.
CAAGUUGCGACGCGCCCAAGACGCGCUUCGGACAAUUGUCGGAAGACGCCGAGAACUCUCAGCUGGCGGCUUCGCUCGAGGCGACCUGGUGCAGGCUGCAGCUACGGUCUCUACUGUUUAAUGAUCGUGAAGUCCUCGUCGCUGUCCUCAAGUGUGAAACAAGGUUCUCCGCGCCGAUUUGCGAGCUCCGUACGGCAGCACAGUACGCCGUACAAUACAUCGGCUUCCAGUGAAGACCUCGUCUCGCGGAGAACGAUCUUGGUUGUCUAUGCAAUCCUACUGGUGUACUGGCUAUCGAAGCGAUGCCGCCCUCUGCAAGUCGCCCUACCCAACGGAGCAUAUGCCACGUCAGCGCGAUUGGUAGGAUGUCUGGCCUUCGGGUUCAUACGGGGUGUCAAGCGACGCCGUCGAUUCCAUUAUCUGGUGUCUCCCACCGUGACAUGGGCAUCUGAGACCAAACACUUCUCGUGUAUCUUUCACUUAUGAGCUUGGUGUGACGCUAUGCGAUGAGGGACGACGAGCUUUGGGCGCUUCAUAUCGGUCUUUAACCGCACCAGCGGCCUUGCCUCACCCACAGUCGUCGACAACCCAAGCGCAUUUGAUCUCCGUGACCCCAUGAAACAAUGGCACGCUCGCCAGCAGCCCGAUCCGCAUACUCAUAUGGAUAGCCAAGACCUCCUUGCAUUAUGAAAAGCUUUUGAGUGCACUUUGUCGAACCGCGACCUCUUU